AUGCCUGUUCAAUUGCUGAAGAUGAUUGAUGGAAAGCCUGAGACUCCACUACCAAGCCAUUUACAGAGGGAGGAUUUGCAACAUUUGCAAGAAGGCCUUGAUCAUACCAACAAAUACUUUCAGGGAAUAGUUAUUCUUUCCUACCCGGUAACAAAACCCAGAGAUGGGACAGAUUUUUUCAAGAUUGUUCUUCAAGAUUUGGAGAACUCAUGUUCACAGAUCAACAGCAUAAAUGUUUUAAUAUAUGGAAAAAUGGCAGAGGAUUGUGCAAAAGUUAUAUGCCAUGGGGACACCGUUGUAGUUGCAGGAUUUAAGGUGGCAAAAUCCCCUUCAGCAAGGCAGGAUGGUAGACACAGUUGCCACCUGGAGAUGUCUGAAGAAGAUGGAUCAGCUGUUUAUAUUUAUACUAAACAAAAAACAACUGCUGCUUCAGAAACUGCAGCUAUGUUUGUUUCACCAAAAUACGUCUAUACUUCUCUGAAUCAUCUUAAAGAUGGAACUACAGUGAAUUUGUAUGGUGUUGUGAAAUUCUUCAAGCCUCCAUACGUAAGCAGAGGAACUGAUUAUUGCUCACUUGUAACACUUGUGGACCCAUGCAAUGUGAAGUUAACAUGCACUCUUUUUAACGGAAAUCUAGAUGCCCUACCAAAAAUUUACAAAGUUGGAGAUGUUGUUCGAUUUCAUAGAAUAAAGAUCAGGCAAUUCAAUGGACGGAUGCACGGAAUUACCAGUGUGGGGUUUGCAUCCUUGACAUUUGAUGGAACUGUGGGAGCGCCAAUAGUUCCUCGAACCUCUAGCAAAGUGUACACUUUCAUGGAUGAAGAACAGAAAAUAAUAGAAGAAUUACGUGUUUGGGCAGCCAGUAAUCUUCUGACCUCAGGACCACCAGCAAAAUUGUGUGAUGUUCAGCCAAUGCUGUUCUUUGAUCUCACUUGCCAGCUGGUAGGAAAAGCAAAAGUAGAUGGAUCUUCUUUUCUU
Molecule: messenger RNA, 978 nt
Organism: Eurypyga helias (sunbittern)
Lineage: Eukaryota; Metazoa; Chordata; Aves; Eurypygiformes; Eurypygidae
Product: protection of telomeres protein 1-like
Exons: 8
Biological process (GO): regulation of telomere maintenance via telomerase; telomere capping
Cellular component (GO): nuclear telomere cap complex; chromosome, telomeric region
Molecular function (GO): G-rich strand telomeric DNA binding; telomerase inhibitor activity
Source: RefSeq, a predicted model, not a curated record